AUGACGGCGCCGCCCGGCUACGACCCGAGCCUGUACCCCGACGGGAUCGUCGUCUUCGGCUCGGACCAGAACUGCACACUCGCCACGUGCCCGGUCGAAUGGAGUAUCCUGCGCGCGCAGCCGUCGAUUGCGGCCAAUGCCGUCUUCAUCGCCGCCUUUGGCUCGAGCCUGCUCAUCCACGUGGUGCAGGGAGUAUGGACCAAGACGUGGGGUUUCCUGGCGGCCAUGGCGGCCGGGAGCAUCCUCGAGAUCGUCGGGUACGGGGGGCGCAUCAUGCUGCACGACAACCCGUUUAGCUUCGAUGGCUUCAUGAUGCAAGUCAUCUGCAUCACCAUUGCGCCCGUCUUCUACUGCGCGGCCAUCUAUGUCAUCUUUGCGCAAAUCAUCAACCACCUCGACGCCUCCCUCUCGCGCAUCAAGCCCAAGCUGCUGUACAUCAUCUUCAUCCCCUGCGACAUCAUCUCACUCAUCCUGCAGGCCGUCGGCGGCGCGCUGUCCGUCGUCGCCUCCACGCGGUCUGGUGUCGAGUCCGGCGAGCACAUCUCGUUGGCGGGCCUCAUCUUCCAGGUCAUCGCCCUGGGCACUUUUACCAUCAUCUUCAUCGACUACCUGUUCAGGUACAGGCGCGCGCAGAGGCGCAGCGGCGGGCGCGUCUCGCGCAGGACGUCGGUCUUUUUGCGCUUCUUGUUCCUGUCGGUCGUGCUGAUCCUGAUCCGCUGCGUCUACCGGAUCAUCGAGCUCCAAGGCGGGUACUUUAGCGCGACGUUCCGGAAUGAGGGUUUGUUUAUUGGGCUCGAGUCUAGCGUCAUGGCAGUGGCGGUGUUCUGCUUCAACGUCAGCCAUCCCGGGUUCUUCUUCAAGGACCAGGAUGCCAGGGAGAAGAUGACUUCCGAGUCCUCGACUGACUGA
Thyridium curvatum is the source of this 909-nucleotide messenger RNA. RefSeq lists its product as uncharacterized. The coding region runs from base 1 to 909 and encodes 302 amino acids. The record is from RefSeq and is a predicted model, not a curated record. The transcript is spliced from 4 exons. Gene Ontology annotation, cellular component: fungal-type vacuole; plasma membrane. Lineage: Eukaryota; Fungi; Ascomycota; Sordariomycetes; Thyridiales; Thyridiaceae.